Messenger RNA from Phyllotreta striolata, 5634 nucleotides. The record is from the annotation of a GenBank genome assembly. Lineage: Eukaryota; Metazoa; Arthropoda; Insecta; Coleoptera; Chrysomelidae.
CCGCGCUCGCCGGCCGAAGAAGGCGCUGCAUCGCCGCCGCAGACCGAUCAGAGCAGUGAAAGUGGCCGCCAGUCCGGCCGAAGUCUCUAUCAGCAGGUCCCGCGCGCCGGUGGAUCGCCCGGAAUAUAUACGAGUACGUCGAGUGAAAGGGGUGCGAGUCGUUUGGAACUGAGCUGGGAGCACACGGCGGGGUUUUUCGAAUUUUUCGAAUUUUUUUCGGUGAUGUGGUUGUGUUGCGCAGUGAGGAACGGGUUUUUCGUUUGACGGUUCGUUUGUCGCAUACCCCCUCGAUCGUAUAAUGUAAGGAGCACCAACGGCGAUCAGUAGAACAGGUCUCGACAUGGAUUCGUCCAGGAUAGGCCUGGACUUCAUCGUCGAGAAUCCCGACUACAUUAGGAAACUGGCAGCGGCCCUGGACACGCAAAAUACAACUGUAAAGAAGCAAGUGUUCGAACUUCUAUCCGCGCUUUGCGUUCACAACGAAGAGGGACGAUCCAGGGCACUCGAUACUCUAGAUCAUUUUAAGAAAUUAAAAGGCGAGAGAUACAGACUGAACGUGGUAGUCCAGGAACUCGACCGAGCCACAGCCGUGGACUAUCAAACCGCCCUGGUAGCUUUCAUCAAUUGCCUGAUCAUCUCCACCCAAAGGCUCAACGACAGAACUAGGUUAAGGAACGAAUUCAUAGGAUGUCAUCUACUUCCGGUGCUGAAUAAUCUCAGGAAAUGUGCAGAAGCCGAGCCCGAGCUGGCCGUCCAGCUGGACGUUUUCGACGAGCAACGAGAAAACGACGAUUCCCAAAGUCUCCAAGGCCCUCACGGCGUCGAUCUCAACUCCCCUUUGGACGUUUUCUACGCGAUACUCAAGCAGGUAGCCGAAACUCCGCAGGAAAUCCCGUUCCUGAGCAUAUUGCAGCACUUGCUGCGCAUCGAUCCCAAAGAGCCCGUUUCGGACAUCAUCUGGGACACCGCCGAGCGGCUGGUGCACCGCGCUACUCUGCUGGAAAACCGGGAGGAUUCAGCGCGGUUGCUCAGAACCCCGAGCACCCAAUCGAAACUCUUCUGCCACUGCCAACUUCGAAUAGACAACUCCAGCAGAAGACAGAGCUUGACGGGCCCGUUGAGUCCUCCACCGCCUGCGCCCGGACCGCCUCCUCCUCCACCACUAAUAGGAUCGCCUUUGCCUCCUCCGCCUCCACCGCCGCCUUCUAUUCCGAACCCCCCUUGCGCGCCGCCCCCGGCGCCCGCGCCUCCCCCGUUGCAGCUGAAAACCAAAACGCAAAUUUCCUCUCAAAUGGAAACCGACAGUGUGAUAGAAAAAUUACCGCAACAGGAAAUCCCCGCGCCGAAGACGAAAAUGAAAACCAUCAACUGGAACAAGAUCCCCAACAAUAAAGUAGUAGGUACGAAUAAUAUAUGGACUCAAGUGGCGUACUCUCAUCAACAUUCCCCCAUGACUGACAUGGAUUGGUCGGAAAUGGAGGGGCUGUUUUGCCAGCAAGCUCCGCCAUCUGCGCAUUCUUCUCCUAAAUUAGGCCAUAGGGAUUCUUCGGAUAACCUGGAGAGGCGAAUGCGGAAGGAUAAUACAGAGAUAACAUUAUUGGAUGGAAAAAGAAGCCUGAACGUCAACAUAUUUUUAAAGCAAUUCAGAAGCUCCAACGAAGAUAUAGUACAAUUGAUCAAAAACGGCGAACACGACGACAUCGGAUCGGAGAAACUGAGGGGCCUGUUAAAACUGUUGCCCGAAGUAGACGAAUUAGAUAUGCUAAAAUCAUUUAACGGGAAUUAUAACAAACUGGGCAAUGCCGAAAAAUUCCUAAUACAACUAACCAAUCUAUCGAACUAUAAAUUACGAAUAGAAAGUAUGCUAUUAAAAGAAGAAUUCACCUCGAAUAUGAGCUACUUGGAACCAAGCAUUAACUCAAUGAUCAUCGCAGCACAAGAUUUAAUGACGAACAAACCUUUACAAGAAGUGCUGUACAUGAUUCUAAUAACAGGAAAUUUUUUAAACGCGGGUGGAUACGCAGGAGACGCAGCCGGCGUAAAGCUAACAUCCUUACAAAAAAUAACCGACAUCAGAGCUAAUAAACCAAAUAUGAAUCUCAUACAUUUCGUAGCCCUACAAGCGGAGAAGAAAGAUAGGAAGCUGCUUUCGUUUACUGAUAACAUCGGCGUGCUGGAAGACGCCGCUAAAACGACCGUUGAGCAACUACAAAACGAAAUCAACGCGCUAGAUAUACGAAUCAACAAAAUCCGAAAGCAAAUCGAAACUCCCACGACUGAGCCCGAAAUUAAAGCCCAAAUGACGGACUUUCUGCAGAUCGCUGAAAGAGAGGUAACGAGCCUGCAAAGGAGCAUGGGAGAAUUGGAACUGGUUCGCAAAAAAUUAGCGGAGUUCUUCUGCGAAGACAUCAACACCUUCAAACUGGAAGAGUGCUUCAGGAUAUUCCACGGGUUCUAUUGCAAGUUCAAACAAGCCGCGUUGGAAAACGAGAGAAGAAAAUUGCAAGAGGAACAAGCGAACGAAAGGAGGCGCCAGCGCGAAGAACUCUUGGCGACGAAACGGAGGCAAAUGGAAAAUUUAGCGGGCACUCCGGACUCGGACGGUUUCUGCAUCGACAUGCAAAUCUACGACACAAGGGGAUCGUUCUACUCGAAGAAAGGCCGGAAAAACGGCUCGGAAGACGAAAUUUCCUUGUCCGGUUCCCCAUCGUUCUCCAGGCGUCGAUUAGGCUCCUUCAAUAACGGAGAUAACCCCAUGGGUGGCAAAGAAGAGAAAUCCCCCGACAUUACACCCAACGGUAGCUUGAGAAGAAGAAGAAGCAGAGUUUUAUCCGAAGACGACGAAGGGAACUUGAUGGACUUCCUACGAGCCUCCGGAGGAGACAACAACAGGGAACGAAGAUCAUGGGGUAGUUUAGAUCGUUCGUGGGCGAGGAAAGCAAGAGGCAGCGGCCCGAGGAAACGACCGGCUCUAUUAACAGCCGAUUUCUCCAGCGACAGGGAAAGGCCAUCCUCACCAUCGCCGCUAUCCGAGCACAAACCCAUCGUGCCCGCUCCCGAGGAGGAGACCAAGCCGAAGGAAUGGCGGCAGAAAAUCGAAUCGUGGCUGCAAGCCAACGAGAACGACCAGCUGAGCGACGAGCAGAGGAGAAGCCGCCGAUUGGCCAACCGGAGGUCCUUGGAGAUGGACUCGGAGAGCGAAAGGAGCGGCACGCUGGACACGCUGCCCGAGGGCAAGCAGGUGUACAGCGGCGGCCAGUCGAGCUACAGGAAGGUCCAUCCGGCCUGGCAGCCGUCGAGCGCCAUCGAGGGCACCGACGUGGUCGGGGCGAUGGAGGCGGUCGAGGAGAUCCAGCCGCAGAUCAAGGACAAAUCGGCGUGGAGAAAGUCCACGUUGAACGUGGCCAACAGCACGGAGGCUACUAAGGAUAACCCUUACGCGAGCCGGCACAAAACACUGCAUUCCAUCGACGAAGACAAAGCGUUGGACCGCAAACUGUUGAUCAGUUCUUUAGGCGAACGAAUGCCCACCGAUAGGAUCACUUUGUACAUCAGAAAACCGAACGACACUCCUUCAUCACUUUCAACUGCCACUAGUCAGACGGAUUCCCGUCGCUCUUCGCCCGAAUCGGCGCAGCGCGCUUCGGACAAUUCCAGCAACAACAAGGUGGAAAUCGACCAGGACAAUAUCGAAACCCCGCCGGCCAUUCGCAGGACUUUCGUGCCCACGCCGGCGGAGAAACGGGAGCCCCUGAUGCCGGGGCUUUGCAGCAGGAGAAUCGGCAGGAGCAGCAACUCAAUGGUGCCGGCGUCUCAAGACGAGCCCGAAGAUGGGCCGGUGCUAGGCGAUGGACAGUUCGACAGAUACUCGGCGACGAGGCGCACUCGACGGUAUAAGAGAAACCAGGAAAAUCCCGAAAUAACUACCUCAUCUCCAACUGAAACCGUUGCAGCUGAAACGCAAAUCCUGAAAGCUCCCACUCAAAUCGAGGUGUCUCGUCCCACUGUUUCCAUCGAGCCCACGUUGGAUAAAGAAACUAGAUUAAAGGCUUGGCAAGAAAAACUGAAAACCCAACUCGAACCGGAGACGAAGAACGGAAGACGAUGGAGAAAUCAAACUGGCAUCAAACAAAGCGACGUCGAAAUGGCUCUGCAAUUAGGCAAAGACUCUUCUAACUACAUUGCGCCGGAAACGAUAAAGGCGACUUCCAACAAAAUCGACAUACCAUCUCGCAAGACCAAAGAACACGACAACGACGAAGGCUUCGAGGAAACCCAGAGCCUCAUGUCGGAAUCUCCCAGUCAAGGCGCCUCCUCCGGCGGCGGGAACUUCGACAACGACAUCGACAGCUCGCAGAUAGUCGUGGCCGAUUUCACCAAGCCGAAACCGAUCAGACAGGCGUCCCUGGAGAGCGGCAAAGGAACGCCCGAUUCCAGCAUCAGCAGCGACGUUACCUUAUCCAAUUACAGUCGGUCCACACCGAUGAGGAACACCAGAUUGCAUUCCUUGCCGCUGUCUAAAACUCCUAGGAGCAAUAUUAGUAGUCAAAGAAAGCCGAGUCAGGAUAGCGUUUUGAACAAGAAAAGCGUUAUACCUAGGAGGGAAAGCUCCGGUAAAGCCGAUUCGAAGAGCAAUUCCGGUUCUUCCAAAAUCUAUGGCAUCCAAAAAUCUAAUUCAAGAAACUCGAUAGUAAGCUCCCGCAGUUCGCUGAACAGCGCGACCUCGACCAGCACCGUUAAAAAGUUACCUCUGAAGCCAAAUACUAGCAAUAACGUAUCGCGGCCGGUCCAAAGGGCGUCCAGCGGCAGGGCGAUGUCGUCGCCUUUGAAAACGAACCUGAAGAGGACCCCGUCGGUGGGGAACAGCGCGGGAAAUCGGCCGCCGAGACCGCAGGCGAUGAGCUUCAUGAAACCGACGGCGUCGAGCGCCACUAAGAGCAAUCCGGCGCUGCCGCCCACCCGGUUCAGCUCGUUCAGAUCGAAGAAUUAGAACGGUUGCUGGGAAUUGCUGUGGUAGAAAUGACGACAUAGACGAUGUAACAACGAGCUCGAUUGCACCUGAGCUGAUACAUUUGUAACGCAACUUUCGUUUAAACAGGAGGCCUUUGAAACUGCUCAAAGUUAUCGCGAUUAUUUUUGUUUGCACAUCUCUCAGUUUCUCUAAAUCUUUUGUGUGCCAUUAUUUUUCGUUUGAAUCAUUUUGUUACAAACCUUUUUUUUACAGAUCUUUGCAUUUAUUGUAGGAUUAACGCUAAAUCAGUUGACUUCAAACAUGUACUGUUUCAUUUGUUUACUAGUCAGAAAGUGCUUUUCACUGUUUUGGUAUUAGGUACUUAAGUUGUACAUUAUUUUAUUAUUAUUCAAGGAUGCAAUAGAUAAAUUUUAUACAAUGUUAUACUUUAUUGAAUAAACUUUUUUUAUAUUAGAUAUAGUUAAAUUUAACGUAGGUACUUUUACGUAAAACUGUUUAACUCUUAUUUAUUGUUACAUUAGAUUGUAAGUUUUAUCGAUUUUUUUUAACUCUUCAGUAUUAUUUAAUAAUGAAAUAGCAUCAAUUCGAAAUAUUGUAUUAGUGAAGUUUGUUUUAUUAAUCUAACCAGGUACUAAUUUUCAUGCGAUUUGUUACCAAAUACC